Messenger RNA from Globicephala melas (long-finned pilot whale), 1421 nucleotides. RefSeq names its product UDP-galactose-4-epimerase (gene GALE). Gene Ontology annotation, molecular function: UDP-glucose 4-epimerase activity. Gene Ontology annotation, cellular component: cytosol. The record is from RefSeq and is a predicted model, not a curated record. Gene Ontology annotation, biological process: beta-D-galactose catabolic process via UDP-galactose, Leloir pathway. Lineage: Eukaryota; Metazoa; Chordata; Mammalia; Artiodactyla; Delphinidae.
CCAGGGCGGGCCGUUGGUUCUUAAAGGGACUGGGCGCGGAGCUCGGAAGGCGGCGCCGUUCGAGGCAGCGCGGGGACGCACCACUGCCUCCCUCUGACGCCAGAGUCCAGAUCGAAGGAGGCCCUGAGCAGGCAGCCUCAGCCACCUCUGAGUCUCCGUCCUGGGCCAGGCGCGAUGGCGGAGAAGGUGCUGGUAACAGGUGGGGCUGGCUACAUCGGCAGCCACACCGUGCUGGAGCUGCUGGAGGCGGGCUAUUCGCCGGUGGUCGUCGACAACUUCCAUAACGCCAUUCGUGGAGGGGGCUCCAUGCCUGAGAGCUUGCGCCGGGUUCAGGAGCUGACAGGCCACUCUGUGGAGUUUGAGGAGAUGGACAUCUUGGACCAGGCAGCCCUACAGCGUCUUUUUAAGAAGCACAGCUUCACGGCAGUCAUCCACUUUGCUGGGCUCAAGGCUGUGGGCGAGUCGGUGCAGAAGCCUCUGGAUUACUACCGAGUUAACCUGACGGGAACCAUCCAGCUUCUGGAGAUCAUGAGGGCCCACGGGGUGAAGAACCUGGUGUUUAGCAGCUCGGCCACCGUGUAUGGGAACCCCCAGUACCUGCCCCUGGAUGAGGCUCACCCCACAGGUGGCUGUACCAACCCCUAUGGCAAGUCCAAGUUCUUCAUCGAGGAAAUGAUCCGGGACCUGUGCCAGGCAGACAAGGCCUGGAAUGCAGUGCUGCUGCGAUAUUUCAACCCCAUAGGCGCCCACGCCUCGGGCUGCAUCGGCGAGGAUCCCCAGGGCAUCCCCAAUAACCUCAUGCCCUAUGUCUCCCAGGUGGCGAUUGGACGACGGGAGGCACUAAAUGUCUUUGGCAACGACUAUGACACAGAGGAUGGCACAGGCGUCCGGGAUUACAUCCAUGUCGUGGAUCUGGCCAAGGGCCACAUCGCGGCCUUGAGGAAGCUGAAGGAGCAGUGUGGCUGCCGGAUCUACAACCUGGGCACGGGCACGGGCUAUUCGGUGUUACAGAUGGUCGUGGCCAUGGAGAAGGCCUCGGGGAAGAAGGUGAAGAUCUAUGGCGCUGGCAGAAGCAGAAUCCUUCAGGCUUUGGCGCGCAGGCCUGAGACCCUCACCUACCAGGGACCAGAAAAGGAAGAGAAACAACUGCCUGCUCUCCAGCCUCUGGGAGGAACCCAGGGGCCUCAGAGCCUCCCCUACCUCAGACCCCAACGGUGCCCACUCAGCCCACCAGGCAUGAGGCCAAGCGCACCACUGACCAGGUAUCAGGGGUCUCUAUUCCACAGGGUCCAGGAACCCAGGAGGACCACCAAGAGCAAGUGGGGCGAAGCAGGGCCCUGAGACACACAGAACGCCCUCCUCCCGGGCACUAAUUUAUACUGCUACGAAGGAGCUUCCCAAAGUAUUUAAAAUAAAGUUUU